Messenger RNA from Carassius gibelio (silver crucian carp), 1009 nucleotides. RefSeq names its product chromosome B18 C15orf61 homolog (gene cb18h15orf61). The record is from RefSeq and is a predicted model, not a curated record. The coding region runs from base 395 to 865 and encodes 156 amino acids. The transcript has 2 exons. Lineage: Eukaryota; Metazoa; Chordata; Actinopteri; Cypriniformes; Cyprinidae.
CGGUUGUUUCUUCCCGGAGAAGAUAUUAAUCGUACCAGUGAAGGUUGUAUUGAAUGCCUUUUACUGUCUAUGAUUUUUCUGCACAAAACUAGCGAAUUAAUCGUACUUUCGUAAAAGCGAUGUUGAAGUAAUAUAAAUGUUUGUCAAACUAGUAUGAAAGGUGCACCGGUAAGCUGUAACGUUCUCUCGAGUGCGGGAUUUCAACAAUAAUUCGGCAUUAUUUUUGAGCUGAUUAAAGGAUGCAGAACUGCAGUUAAGUUAGGUUUGAUGUUCUUUAUUAAUUAUUUGCGUUGCUUAAUUAAUUAAUUUAUUCAUUACUCGUGACGAAAUUCUGAUGUGACGAGCCAACAGUUGCUCUUGAAACGUCUUAGAUCACUUAAGGGUUUACUCGGCUAUGACAGAGAUUCUACGAAGAUUCCACGGUGGCUUUCUAAAACUGGCCCUGUUCCCCAGCACCUUUAGAAAUAAAGCGCCUCGUCCCGCUGCCUCUGAAGUACUAACAUGUCACCUCACGCAGCGCGCGCUGCCGCCUUGGACGUCAUUCUGUGUGCGCUACCGGGACGUCAUCAACGACCAGUUCGGUCUGUCUAACUUCAACUGGCAGGUGCAGGGAGCGAACUACCACAUUCUAAGGACCGGUGCAUUCCCUUUUAUCAAAUACCACUGCACUAAAGCACCUCCACAGAACCUGGAUUUUGAAAAUAAGUUUUUUGGGGCAUUGAAAGUCAUCAAUCUGGGUAUCCCAUGCUUGGCAUAUGGCUUGGGUUCAUGGAUGGUAGUUAGAGUGACAGAGACGGUUCAGACCUCUGCAGGACCUGUUACUGUUUACUUUGCAUACAAGGAGGUGGAGGGUGCUCAGUUCUAAUAUCAGAGACACAAUGAGUAUUUAAAAAGAGCUGAAAAUGUUUGUCACAGGCCAUCGGAAAACUUGUACAAAUGGCCAAGUGCGACCUGAAUUACCAACUGCACUUUUUCACAAAAAAUAAACAAAUAAAUUAUGAAUUUUAAA